AUGGCCGAUACCCCUCCACAACCCGUAGCGAGCUCCUCAAAGACGAGCUUCUUGCCCGCAAAGUCAUGGCAGCACUUCGUCGGCGGUGGUCUGGGGGCCAUGUGCGGAGCGAUCGUGACAAGUCCGUUUGACGUCGUCAAGACACGACUACAGUCGGACCUUUUCAGAGUCAAGCACACGUCUUUUGGGCUGGCCGGCGGAGGUGUUGCAACAGGGCACAUCAUUCGCGACAUCUACCGCGAAGAGUCCCUCCGCGCGCUCUUCCGUGGACUCGGCCCCACCCUCGUCGGGGUCAUCCCCGCGCGCUCCAUCAACUUCUUCACCUACGGCAACGGCAAGCACAUCAUCGCCAACCACUUCAACGACGGGCGCGAGAACUCCUGGGUACACCUCAGCGCCGCCGCGUGCGCGGGCAUCGCGACUGGCACUGCGACGAACCCCAUCUGGGUCAUGAUCAAGCGCAUACUACGGGAGGAGGGCUUGAAGGGAUUCUACAAGGGCCUGAGCGCGAGCUAUCUGGGCGUGACGGAGGGCACGAUACAGUGGACGCUGUACGAGCGGCUAAAGCUACUGACGGCAAGUACGGAGGGCCAGGGCGGCGUGCAGGAGUGGUUGGGUAUGCUCGGGAGCGCGGGGACAUCGAAGUGCGUCGCUACGCUGAUCACAUACCCGCACGAGGUGAUCCGGACACGACUGCGGCAGCCGCUCGUGGACGGCAAGAUGAAGUAUACUGGACUCGUCCAAACGCUGCGGCUCGUCAUCGCGGAGGAGGGCACGCGCUCGCUCUACGGCGGGCUCAGCGCGCACCUCAUGCGCGUUAUCCCCAACGCCGCCGUCAUGUACUCCAUCUACGAGGCCGUCCUCCGCUGGUCAUGA
Messenger RNA from Fomitopsis serialis, 876 nucleotides. Its product is annotated as mitochondrial carrier. Gene Ontology annotation, molecular function: pyrimidine nucleotide transmembrane transporter activity. Gene Ontology annotation, cellular component: mitochondrion. The transcript has 6 exons. The record is from RefSeq and is a predicted model, not a curated record. The coding region runs from base 1 to 876 and encodes 291 amino acids. Lineage: Eukaryota; Fungi; Basidiomycota; Agaricomycetes; Polyporales; Fomitopsidaceae. Gene Ontology annotation, biological process: pyrimidine nucleotide import into mitochondrion.